Pteropus alecto (black flying fox) is the source of this 912-nucleotide messenger RNA. It is a transcript of the gene FOLR2, whose product is annotated as folate receptor beta. Lineage: Eukaryota; Metazoa; Chordata; Mammalia; Chiroptera; Pteropodidae. Gene Ontology annotation, biological process: fusion of sperm to egg plasma membrane involved in single fertilization; cell adhesion; sperm-egg recognition. The coding region runs from base 3 to 764 and encodes 253 amino acids. The record is from RefSeq and is a predicted model, not a curated record. Gene Ontology annotation, molecular function: signaling receptor activity. Gene Ontology annotation, cellular component: external side of plasma membrane. The transcript has 4 exons.
ACAUGGCCUGGAAAUGGACACCACCUCUGCUGCUUCUGGCCUGGAUAGCCUCCAUGUGCAGUGCCAGGGACAGGACAGAUCUGAUCAAUGUCUGUAUGGACGCCAAACACCACAAGACAAAGCCAGGCCCUGAGGACAAGCUGCAUGACCAGUGCAGUCCCUGGAAGAAGAAUGCCUGCUGCUCCGUCAGCACCAGCCAGGAGCUGCACAGGGACACCUCCCUCCUGUAUAACUUUAACUGGGACCACUGUGGCCAGAUGGAGCCCGCCUGCAAGCGCCACUUCAUCCAGGACACAUGCUUGUAUGAGUGCUCCCCCAACCUGGGGCCCUGGAUCCAGCAGGUAGACCAGAGCUGGCGCAAAGAACGUUUCCUGGAUGUGCCCCUGUGCAAAGAGGACUGUCAGAGCUGGUGGGAAGCCUGCCGCACCUCCUACACUUGCAAGAGCGACUGGCAUAAGGGCUGGAACUGGACCUCAGGAUCUAACAAGUGUCCAGUUGAGGCCGUCUGCCGCACAUUUGAGUCCUACUUCCCCACGCCUGCAGCCCUGUGUGAGGGCCUCUGGAGUCACUCUUACAAAGUCAGCCAAUACAGCAGAGGGAGCGGCCGCUGCAUCCAGAUGUGGUUUGACCCAGCCCAGGGUAACCCCAAUGAGGAGGUGGCGAGGUUCUAUGCCUUGGCGAUGAAAGCCAGGGCCAUGCCCCACAGGGCUGGGCCUCUCCUGCUCAGCCUGGCCCUGAUGCUGCAACUCUGGCUUCUUGGCUGAGUCCAGCUCUCCGCAAACAACCAGGCUGGGCUCAGCUUACUUUCACAAAUGAGGGAGCCCUAAGCAUGUCUCCAUCGAUUACCCAUCCCUCUAUUAUCCAAUUCCUACUCCAUGAUGGGACUUGAGGUUUCUCUGACAGCUAGUUCUA